Messenger RNA from Musca vetustissima, 1756 nucleotides. It is a transcript of the gene Cdc45, whose product is annotated as cell division control protein 45 homolog. Bases 1 to 1731 code for a protein of 576 amino acids. The transcript has 2 exons. The record is from RefSeq and is a predicted model, not a curated record. Gene Ontology annotation, biological process: double-strand break repair via break-induced replication; DNA replication initiation; mitotic DNA replication preinitiation complex assembly. Gene Ontology annotation, cellular component: DNA replication preinitiation complex. Gene Ontology annotation, molecular function: DNA replication origin binding; single-stranded DNA binding; chromatin binding. NCBI's taxonomy places the organism in Eukaryota, Metazoa, Arthropoda, Insecta, Diptera, Muscidae.
AUGUUUGUUCAAGAUCUAAGGGAGUUCUAUAGUCGUCUAAUUGGCAAGCGGAUUUUAAUUAUUGUCAACUAUGACAUCGAUGCCAUUUGUGCAAGUAAAAUUUUGCAAGCCCUCUUUAAGUAUGAUCAUAUGCUGUAUUCCGUGGUGCCCAUAAUGGGUUUAGCUGGCCUCCAGCGGGCCUAUAACGAACAUCAGGGUGAUGUUAAAUUUGUUUUAUUGUUAAAUUGUGGUGGCUGUGUUGAUAUUGUCGAGUUGUUGCAGCCCGAAGAAGAUGUGACAUUUUAUAUAUGUGAUUCGCAUCGUCCCCUGGAUGUGUGUAAUAUAUACAGUGAUCGUCAGGUUUGCAUUUUGGGUGAUCCUUCUGCGGAAGAAAACAUACCCCCCUUCGAAUCAAUUUUCUGUGAAUCCGAAGAUGAAGACGACGACGAAGAGGAUGAUGAAGAUGAAAUAAACGAUAGUGGUGCUGGAGAAUCUGAUGCCGAAAAUGAAGAUGCCAAUACCCGUUCGGAACGCCCAAAAAAACUUAGCCGCAUGGAAAAACAUGAGCAGCGCAUACUAAAACAGCGACAACGACGUGCCUGGGAAAAUGAACGUGAUCGUAUUAUGUUCGAAUAUACCCAAUAUAGUUUCUAUGGCCGUUCAUCGGCCUUGGCCAUAUUCGAAUUGGCUUGGAAGCUAUCCAAAGAUAAUAUGGAUUUAUUGUGGUGGGCCAUUGUGGGCAUUACCGAACAAUUGAUUUUGGGUAAAAUCGAAAGUAGUGCCUACACCCUGGAAAUCGAUAACAUCCAAUCGCACGUGUCACGUCUAACCAACAAAGUUAACGAUCAGAGUAAUAUGAGUGCAUCGAAAAUUAAUUUUGAAAAUGAUUUACAUUUGGUGCUGUAUCGCCAUUGGAGUGUUACGGAAUCGAUGCGUUACUCCAAAUAUGUGGCUUGCAAGCUAAAGCUGUGGACAUUGAAGGGCGAGAAGAAAUUACAUGAACUACUGGUGGAGAUGGGUCUGCCGUUGAUACAUGCCCGCCAGACAUUCAGUUCAAUGGAUUUGGUUUUGCGUCAGGAGUUCUAUUCCAUGGUUGAGGGUUUGGCAGAGAAAUAUGGCAUACCCGAUGUUAUUUAUGGUUCAUUUACCCUACACUAUGGUUAUCGUAAUCGUUAUUCGGCAGCGGAUUAUGUUUAUGCCUUGCUGGCCAUAUUGGAGUCGGUGAAAAAGGAUAAAACUCCGGAAGAUUGCUUCCUGGAGGCCUUAGAUGGUUUGGGCCGUAAUCACAAAGAUAUACUCAAUGCUGGCAUUGAGGGUUCCAAGUUGCUGCAUCAGGCCAUUUUCAAACAAGUACAAAGUAGUUUAGAAGCCCAUCAGGUCCAUUCGACCGGUUCAUUUUUCUAUUAUAUACUCAAUGAGGAGAAUACCUUCUUCUCCUAUCCUUAUGGUUUAACAAUGUUGGCCAAAUUUCUUCUGCAUGGUCAUGUGGCAGUGUCACGUAGUCGCCAGGCACCAGAUUUACCCUUGAUAGCCAGUUGUCCCAUUGAUGCGGAACAUGGUUUGUGUCUAUUGGUGGGUAUACCACCGGUACGUGAAGAUUCGCCCAAGAAUUUCUUUGGCAAGGCAUUCGAACAGGCUGCCCAAAAGUGUAAUGCUGCCAUUUUACAGGAUCAUUUUGAAACGUCACUAAUCCAAAUAAGGCAAAAUGAUUUAACACGAUUUCUGGAUGCGUUGACCGUGCUGCUAACAUAGUUUCAAAUCGAAUUGUGGUUAUUAU